AUGAUUAAUAAAGGCUUAAUAUCAAAUAAUAAUAAUCAUCAACAAUAUGAGUUGAUAAUAGUAGGUGCUGGUAUUGUUGGUUGUUCUGCUGCUGUGGCUUUUGAAAGAGAUAUGAAAGAGCCUGAUCGUAUGGUUGGUGAAUUCCUUCAACCUGGUGGUUUUGCAGCUUUAGAAAAACUUGGGUUAAAAGAUUGCCUGGAGAAUAUUGAUGCAAUACCUUGUCAUGGAUUUAAAAUUUUUUAUCAAGGUGAUAAUGUUCAUUUGCCAUUUCCAAUUCUUGACAAUGGAAAACAGGCUAAAGGCAGAUCAUUUCAUCAUGGUCGUUUAAUAAUGAAUCUUAGAAAAGCUGCUUCUGAGACAUCAAACGUUACAAUUUUUGAGGGAACAGCAAUUGAAUUAAUUCAAUGUCCAAUGACUGAUCAUGUGUUAGGUGUUAUAUGCACUCAGAAAGUUCAAAACAGUGAUGAUAAUAAUAUUAUUAAACAAUUUUUUGCACCACUUACAAUUGUUGCUGAUGGAUGUUUUUCUAAAUUUCGUAAAGAUUUUGUUCCAAGAAAACCCAUGGUGAAAUCUAAUUUUGUCGGAUUAAUAAUGAAAGAUGCAGAACUUCCAUUUCCGGCAAUUUUAUUCGGAAAUACAGCACUGAUUAUAAUGUACCAAAUUGGAACUCGUGAUACACGUGUUUUAAUUGAUAUUCCUGGAAAGUUACCAAGUAAUGGUUCAGCUCUUCAAAAUGAACGUCUUCGUUCAAUGCCAAAUAGUUUUUUACCACCAUCUGCCAAUAUCAAUGGUGGUUUAAUAAUGUUAGGUGAUGCAAUGAAUAUGAGACAUCCAUUAACAGGAGGUGGUAUGACUGUGGGUUUUAAUGAUGUUGUCUUAUUAUCAAAACUAUUAUCACCAACUAUUGUUCCUGAUUUCAAUGACAUUGGUCUAGUUUUGGCUCAAAUGCAAGCAUUUCAUUUGAAAAGAAAAUUUCAUUGUAAUGAAGGUCUUCGUAUAUUAGCUGAAGCUUGUUUUAAUUAUUUUCUCUUGGGUGGUAUUUGUGUUGAAGGACCUUGUAGUCUAAUAGCUGGAUUAACACCAAAUCCUUUGGUUAUGAUUUUUCAUCUUGUUGCUAUUGUAAUAUAUGGAACUUGGAGAAUAAUUUCUAAUGGUCAUAUAAUGCAGUUUCCACAAAAUAUCAUUAAAAGUAUAAUGGUAUUAUAUACAGCUUGUAUACUGGUUAUUCCUAUUUUAUAUAGUGAAAUUAGAUUUUAA
Messenger RNA from Entrophospora sp. SA101, 1257 nucleotides. Lineage: Eukaryota; Fungi; Glomeromycota; Glomeromycetes; Entrophosporales; Entrophosporaceae. The record is from the annotation of a GenBank genome assembly.